AUGAAGUUCUCUCUCAUUGCUGCUGUUGCCCUGUUCUCUGUUGCUCUUUCUCAAGCUGCUAGCAUUAACGAUGAUGCCAACAUUGUUAACGAUGUUGCUGCUGCCAGCUGGACUCCUUUGUGUGUCCCCAAGACCUCCACAAGAUUCUCCACCAAGACCACCACUGUUACGUUGAGACCCAUGCCCACCACUGUCACCAGGACCACCACCAAGUAUGAGCACGGUCAUGACCAUACCAAGACUGUUACCAAAUAUGAACACGGUCAUGAUCACACCAAGACUGUCACCAAGACCAAGACCAAGACCACCACCAAGCACGAACACGGUCAUGACCACACCAAGACUGUUACCAAGUAUGAGCACGGUCACGAUCACACCACCACUGUCACCUUGAGACCUAUGCCCACUACCGUUACUCUCACCAAGACUCAACUCUGCAAGACGACUCCUUCUCCUUUCUAA
Molecule: messenger RNA, 462 nt
Organism: Mycotypha africana
Lineage: Eukaryota; Fungi; Mucoromycota; Mucoromycetes; Mucorales; Mycotyphaceae
Exons: 1
Coding region: 1-462 (153 amino acids)
Source: RefSeq, a predicted model, not a curated record